Messenger RNA from Aspergillus saccharolyticus JOP 1030-1, 496 nucleotides. RefSeq lists its product as uncharacterized. NCBI's taxonomy places the organism in Eukaryota, Fungi, Ascomycota, Eurotiomycetes, Eurotiales, Aspergillaceae. The transcript is spliced from 2 exons. Bases 139 to 423 code for a protein of 94 amino acids. The record is from RefSeq and is a predicted model, not a curated record.
GUGGUGGUGGUGGUACUACUUAACUCUUGCUUCUACUAAUUGUUUGGUUGGGUGGAGGGAGAGAUGAGAUGGAGUACGAGAGUGGUUAUUGCUGGCCGAGCUCCGCCGAGUUAGGGCUCGGAGGGACCCGUUCAAAAUAUGUCAUCAUUGUCGGCGGCGGUAUCGCCGGUCUCGCAGCCCAACACAGCCCUACAUAAACUAAGUAACAAGGAGGUUCUCAAACAAUCCGCCCUCCACCGCAAAAUCGGCGCCACCAUCUCCCUUCAACCCAACGCCUCCGCGCGAGGUCGACUUCGCCGGCUGAUUCUGGGCCCGCGCGCGCGGGCGAGAUCUACAAUCGCGGCAGGAUGUUGCAGACGUUCGCGGAUUGCCCGAGGUGGGCGCAGGCGUCGCUGCGGCUGGCGAAGGCGGUUGGUCAUGUAAUGAAGCCAUGCGUGAAUCAGAAUUCAAUUGUUACCCUUAAUGCAGCCUAGACUAGGGGAAAUGUAUGUUGGAA